UGUAUUAAUGAAGUACAUUGCUGCUUAUGCUUUACUCGUUUUAGGAGGUAACAAUGCCCCAAGUAUUACUAAUCAUAAAUAUUUAGCUGAGGAUGAUGUUACAAAAUUACUUAAAGAAGCUGGAGUUGAACCAGUUGCUGCAGAUGUUAAAAAUGUAGUCAAUACAUUAAAAGGAAAAAAUUUGAAUGAUGUUAUUAAAGAAGGGUAAAAGCAAUUGACAAGUUUAUCAGUAGGAGGAGGAGCAUGUAAUUAUAAUUUAUUAUAAUUAAGCAUAAAGCUCUGCCCCUGCACCAUAAGCAACAUCCACUGCUUAAACAGCUCCAGCACCAAAAGCUGAACCACCAAAGAAGGUUGAAGAACCAGAAGAAGAUGUUGAUAUGGGAGGACUCUUUGAUUGAGC
This is a messenger RNA of Paramecium pentaurelia, 400 nucleotides long. NCBI's taxonomy places the organism in Eukaryota, Ciliophora, Oligohymenophorea, Peniculida, Parameciidae. The record is from the annotation of a GenBank genome assembly.